Molecule: messenger RNA, 1216 nt
Organism: Diabrotica balteata
Lineage: Eukaryota; Metazoa; Arthropoda; Insecta; Coleoptera; Chrysomelidae
Source: the annotation of a GenBank genome assembly
CACCUAUGACAGUUUCGUGACAGUAAACGUUAUUAAUUAAUUGAAUUAUUUAUAAUGCAAAAAGAAAACAGAUUAAAUGCGAAACCCCAUCCGCCAUUUCUUUUUGCAACCAAAAAAUUUGCAACCAUAGGAAUACAUCCAUCGUUAGACAAAACAGGAUCAACUAAAAAGAAAAUAACCGAUGCUGGCCCCGGUUCUUACGAUCCCCAACCUGCAAAAUGUACCUCCAAAAACGGCUACUCCUGGAAAAUGAAAUUGGAGAGCGAGAACUUCUCAAAACAUCGUGGUCACAGAAACCCUGAGUUAGUUAAAGAGCGAGAUUUCCAGAAAACUAUGAGAGGCCCAGGUACACAUGAAGUUAAUUAUGAUAUCUUUAAAAGACAAUGUGAUUCCAAAUUUGAGAAUGUUGAUUUGGGGGCCGAGAAGAGAUUUGUCGAUAAAACUCCAAACUUUCCUUGUGCCAAUACAUAUUUUAGAAAAUUCGAAGAUCUGUGUACUGUACGCAAAAAACAGUUUAGUCAAACACCAACUUUUGAAUUUGAUGGUUUUUUAGACAGAUUUCGUUUAAAUCUUCCACGGCACUUAUUACCCUCCAACAUAUAUGAUUAUCAAGAUCACGACAACAAAAACAUUGCAGAUAUAGUUAAGAAAGUGGUAUCAGCAAGAGGUCCCUACGAUUUAUUUACUGGUCCUAGAGACAAUACAACAAUAAAAAAUCAUUUCUCGACUCCAAUCUGCGCUUCGCCGGAAUACUACUAUAUAAAACCAAGCAAUUUGGACGUACUUCUACAUCAUCCCUCCAAAUCUCGCACAGGAAAGUUUCUGCAGGGAAAAAGGUUCACUAAACCAAUUUUACGUCAUAUUCUGAACGACCUAAGUCUCUGCUACCGAAAUCCAAAAGAUCCUGGACCUGCAAGCUACAAUUUGGACAAAUUCGGUAGUAUAACAGAAAAACCUCCUAACUUGCAUCCAUUUAAUACGUCUAAAUCUCUUGCUAGACCUCCACCUGCGUUAUGGAAUAUUUUUCCUGGACCUGGCAGGUAUAAUCCUAAACCUCCCAGAUGUAUGAAGCAGAAGAGAGCCUCGUGGGUGUUUCUGUCUAAACAAAAUAGACAGUAUUAUACGGUGGUCAAAUAUUCUGCUUUUUGAGUAUAAAUGAUAUUAUAUAUACAUACUUAUAUACAAAUUAAACAUAAAACAGAUAUUUAUGUAUCAG